AUGGGACGCUCCGAGACUCGCCAGAGCUUUAUCGCGAAAUCCUGCUUUCCUACCGGCCUUCCGUGGGCCUCUAGUGAGAACGACGGAAAGGGACCUUUUGAGGCGAGUCUCUUCCAGGCCCCGGAUUUCACAAUUGUACAUGCACUCGCGUGUUGCGCGAGCGUUGUCUGGGAUGGUGUCAACCUGCCCAACUAUAGUGACAUCCGGGAGACCUGUGGCUUGAAGAAUAUUCAGUUCUGGAACAGGAUGGCUAUCAGGGUCGAGUCACACCCACUCUCUCGCCACGUUCAUCCAUCUGAGGCAAAGCCGUUGAAAGCUUCCACCCAGAUGGUAAACUUUGUCACAGCAUCGAUUCACGAGUUGAUCGGGCACGGUAGUGGAAAGCUGUUAAGUGAAACGGCGCCAAACGUUUACAAUUUCAACAAGGACCGCCCCCCGACAAACCCCUUGACCGGCCAAGCCGUUGAGUCGUGGUAUAAGCCGGGACAAACAUGGACUAGCGUGUUCGGUAAACUGGCAAUAACGGUUGAAGAGUGCAGAGCAAACCUGAUUUCAUACUACCUUGCCGACGAGAAGGAAGUCCUUCGCCUCUUUGUCUUGGAAGAUGAAGCCAGCAUUCCAGACUGUCAGUGCAACACUUCGCCCUCGUGCUCCAAUUCUUCCCCACGGUAUCCACUAAUACUCAAUGUUAGUCAUCCAUUAUGUGUACCUGACGAUCGGGACCAAGGGCAUCGACGCCCUCGCCUCGUUUAA
This is a messenger RNA of Dichotomopilus funicola, 753 nucleotides long. Its product is annotated as peptidase family M49-domain-containing protein. The record is from RefSeq and is a predicted model, not a curated record. The coding region runs from base 1 to 753 and encodes 250 amino acids. The transcript has 3 exons. Gene Ontology annotation, molecular function: dipeptidyl-peptidase activity. NCBI's taxonomy places the organism in Eukaryota, Fungi, Ascomycota, Sordariomycetes, Sordariales, Chaetomiaceae. Gene Ontology annotation, cellular component: cytoplasm.